Molecule: messenger RNA, 1516 nt
Organism: Nymphaea colorata (pocket water lily)
Lineage: Eukaryota; Viridiplantae; Streptophyta; Magnoliopsida; Nymphaeales; Nymphaeaceae
Exons: 12
Coding region: 373-1272 (299 amino acids)
Biological process (GO): protein targeting to vacuole; protein transport to vacuole involved in ubiquitin-dependent protein catabolic process via the multivesicular body sorting pathway
Cellular component (GO): ESCRT-0 complex
Molecular function (GO): phosphatidylinositol-3-phosphate binding; ubiquitin binding; metal ion binding
Source: RefSeq, a predicted model, not a curated record
UGACUGUCGUCGUUUGGAGCCCUUAUACCGCAUCGCCACCACCAUCCCGCCAACCAGGCGAGGGGGAGAUCGGAAAACGCUACAAAUUGAUUCUUCCCGCCGAACGGAUCAUCUGAACGAAUUUUUCGUUGGUUAUCGAAUUAGGUUAUCUCCCAAUUCGAACCAUUGGGUGGUUGCUGCCUGCCGUUCGCGAGAUGGUAUCUUAUGCCAGAGAGAGAGAGCGACAGAGCCCCUCCUAGACUUUUGGAGUUGAUCGUGGGGUGGCUUUUGCCGUUGAUCUUGGAAUCCACUUCAAUGGGAGCUCUUUUUGCAUCCUGAACGAGGGAAAUAAAGGACAUAGCGCACCUGCACAAUUUAAUAGAAAGAACGAGGAUGGCGGAACCUCCACGUUUUCAAGAGGCCUCACGUUGUAAUGUUUGCCAAUGCAGCUUCAAUACUUUCAGGCGCAGGCAUCAUUGUCGAUGUUGUGGUAGGACCCUAUGUAAUGAACAUUCAUCAAAUCAAAUGGCACUGCCACAAUUCGGAAUAAAUUACAAUGUCCGGGUUUGCUACGAUUGCUUCAACAACUCCACGUGGUCUGAGAAGGCCCAAUCAAGCCAUUCAACAGAAGUUGAUGAUACUGCGUCAAGUGCAAUUAAAGAUUUAAAUAUCCAUGACAAUGAUUCUGUGCCAUCCGAAGCAACAAUUACACUGCCGUCUCCAUCCUUUCCAGACUGCAAAUGUGGGAUGCCACUUUGCAUAUGUGAAGUUUCACUCCCUGAUACAGUGCCAGUGCAGGAAUAUCCGGGCACUGAUCCUGCAGCUCAGCUUGCUAUGAGACCAAAGAAACCCAUAUCUACAAAGCGCUCCUCCAAUUCUGCUUCAAAGGAUGUAACUGUUUCAAUUAGCAAGCCAAGUUUGUUUUUUUCAAUUGCGCAAUCUGCUAAUGGAAACUUGGACAGACCUCGUUAUGAUUAUGAAAAAGAUGGGGAGGGUCUGAGAGAAGCAAUAAAGAGCAAUGAUAUCACCGCUGUGAAAUAUCUUUUGGAUGAGGGUGUGAACGCAAACUACUGUGACAAGCAAGGGAUGUCGUUACUACAUUUGCACUUUUCAAUCGGACAGAGAUUGUGUUUACACUCAUGGACCACGGGGCCCGUGUGGAACACAAAAAUGCACAAGGGGAAACUCCACUGGAUUGUGCUCCCACUAUGUUGCAGUACAAAAUGCGGGAGAAGAUGUCAGGAGGUGCAUAGUUCGCCUGGAGAAUUCUUGUACCCUGUCUGCCCCCAAUAGGCAGACUUCCUUUUUUUGCCCGUAAUAUUUGGUCCCUCUCAAUGUCCUCCAAAAGUUUCUAUUUAUUAUACUGGCACUUGAAUCCAUCGGUUGUAUGUAAUGAAAUAACAUCUGCAAACCACCCACUUGAAAUCUGUAGCAGGGGCAUUCUGUAUGAGCUGGACGCACGAGAAAGCAAUAUAUAGUUACAAGGGUAGCAAUGAAAACGGUGUGAUCACGUGAACAAAGUUAAUCUUUUCCAAGA